Rhipicephalus sanguineus (brown dog tick) is the source of this 653-nucleotide messenger RNA. RefSeq lists its product as uncharacterized. Bases 16 to 648 code for a protein of 210 amino acids. The record is from RefSeq and is a predicted model, not a curated record. Lineage: Eukaryota; Metazoa; Arthropoda; Arachnida; Ixodida; Ixodidae. The transcript has 4 exons.
GGUGUCCUCUCUCGAAUGCAGUACGGAAUGAUGAUUCUCUUCACGACCACGCUUCUGCUCUUGGCAGGCCUCAGCCAACAGCAGUCCACGGAGGACCUCAAUGCAUACGUCGACAAGAUACUGAAGGAAGAGCUUCCAGCCGAGAAGAUCGACCCCCUGACAACGCGCGGCUUCAGCUUCCACAUCAGGGACCACCCGCACGUCGUGAGCGUCAAGUUCCAGCCCUCGACCAUUACCGGUCUGGGUACCAUCCAGCGCUCGGGAGACUGCUCUUCCUACAACCGGCUGUUCCCGUACCGCGUCUACGUCGGCUGUAAUGUCACUUACGGAGAAAUCAAGGUGCAAGUGAAGAGCCAGCUCAAGUACGACCGCAACAGCACGACCGUCACCGCCGACACCACAUUCCCGGAGGUGCACGGCCGCCUGUACGUGUCCGCCGGUGCCUGGAAGGGGCCCCGGGCACGCGCCUUCCCCAAGCUUGGAAACUUCACCACCACAUUCACUGGCCUGGACGAAAACCCCGACACUCAGAAACUGCGCUGGGGAUACUACGAGGUGGUCCGCGACAUUCUGGCCGUCAGCAUCGAGAGGACGCUGUCCUGGGCUAUCUCCGAGAGCGCCGGCAAGGUCCUCUGGCCCUGCUGCUAGUGUGG